GAGCGAGCGGCCAGCCGAGGAGAAGAGAUGCGGCGGCCCCGCCCGACCCACAGUGUUGAUGCCAUGAUCCAUUAUUCCGCCACUCUAAAGAUGGAUUGCUGUUACUAAUGGGAAGAAGUCCAAUAUGAGUGGAAAUGAUGUUGGAGGAAGAAGACGCUUUGAGGACAGUGAGCACACACUACACAUCUAUCCUGGGAGCAUUGCCGAAGGGACCAUCUAUUGUCCUGUUAUUGCUCGGAAAACUUCCACAGCAGCUGAGGUGAUAGAGUCUCUGAUUACUAAACUUCAGCUGGACAAAACAAAAUGUUACGUUCUGGCAGAAGUGAAGGAAUUUGGUGGGGAAGAAUGGAUCCUCAACCCCACAGACUGCCCAGUCCAGCGCAUGAUGCUGUGGCCCCGGAUGGCCCUGGAGAAUCGUUUGAGCGGGGAGGACUAUCGCUUUCUUCUAAGGGAAAAGAAUCUCGAUGGGUCAAUACAUUAUGCCAGCCUCCAGUCCUGGUUGCAGGUAACGGAAGAGCGACGCAGGAUGAUGGAGCGUGGCUUCCUCCCCCAACCGCAAUACAAGGACUAUGACGACUUGUGUGCUUUGCCAGACUUGAAUGAGAGAACACUCCUAGAAAACCUCAGAAAUCGCUUUAAACAGGAAAAAAUUUACACAUAUGUUGGGAGCAUACUAAUAGUUAUUAACCCAUUCAAAUUUCUCCCGAUUUACAACCCUAAGUAUGUCAAAAUGUAUGAUAACCACCAACUGGGGAAGCUGGAGCCCCAUAUUUACGCGGUGGCUGAUGUAGCGUACCAUGCUAUGCUUCAGCGUCGAAAGAAUCAGUGCAUUGUCAUUUCUGGAGAAAGCGGGUCUGGGAAAACGCAGAGCACCAACUUUCUGAUCCAUCAUCUCACUGCUCUUAGUCAGAAGGGAUUUGCUAGUGGAGUAGAGCAGAUCAUUCUAGGAGCAGGACCAGUGCUUGAGGCAUUUGGGAACGCAAAGACAGCACACAACAACAACUCCAGUCGCUUUGGCAAGUUUAUUCAAGUGAAUUACCAAGAGACGGGCACUGUGCGUGGAGCUUAUGUUGAAAAGUAUCUACUGGAAAAAUCUAGGCUAGUCUAUCAGGAACAUAAUGAGAGGAACUACCAUGUUUUUUAUUACCUUCUGGCCGGAGCAAGUGAAGAAGAGAGAUCAGCUUUUCACCUUAAGCAGCCUGAUGAAUAUCAUUAUCUCAAUCAGAUGACAAAGAAACCCCCCAAACAGAGCUGGGAUGACUGUUACUAUGAUUCUGAGCCGGAUUGCUUCUCCGUUGAAGGAGAGGACUUGAAGCAUGACUUUGAGCGUUUGCAGCUAGCUAUGGAAAUGGUGGGCUUUCUUCCCAAGACUCGCAGACAGAUUUUUUCCCUUUUAUCGGCAAUCCUGCACUUGGGUAACAUCUGUUACAAAAAGAAAACUUACCGAGAUGAUUCCAUAGAUGUCUGUAACCCAGAAGUCCUGCCUGUUGUCUCAGAACUGCUGCAGGUAAAAGAAGAAAUGUUAUUUGAAGCACUCAUUACAAGAAAGACGGUGACUGUGGGAGAGAAGCUUGUAUUACCCUACAAACUUGGAGAGGCUGUGACAGUGCGGAAUUCCAUGGCUAAAUCAUUGUACAGUGCCCUAUUUGAUUGGAUAGUUUUUAGAAUUAAUCACGCACUUUUGAAUACAAAGGACUUGGAAGAGAGCACCAAGACUUUAUCCAUUGGAGUACUUGAUAUUUUUGGGUUUGAAGAUUAUGAAAGUAACAGCUUUGAACAAUUUUGCAUUAAUUUUGCCAACGAACGUUUACAGCAUUAUUUUAACCAACACAUCUUUAAACUGGAGCAAGAGGAGUACAGACUCGAAGGCAUCAGCUGGCAUAACAUUGACUACAUAGACAACUCUGGGUGCAUAAACCUCAUCAGCAAAAAGCCAACCGGGUUGCUUCAUUUACUGGACGAAGAAAGCAAUUUUCCACAAGCAACAAAUCAAACGCUGCUAGACAAGUUUAAGCGUCAGCAUGAAGGAAACCCUUAUAUUGAAUUUCCAGCUGUGAUGGAACCUGCCUUCAUCAUAAAGCACUACGCUGGGAAAGUUAAAUAUGGUGUGAAGGACUUUCGGGAGAAAAAUACUGAUCAUAUGCGGCCAGACAUUGUCGCUCUUUUGAGAAGCAGCAAAAGUGCCUUUAUCUGUGGCUUGAUAGGGAUUGAUCCUGUGGCUGUGUUCCGUUGGGCAGUCCUCAGAGCUUUCUUCAGAGCUGUGGUUGCAUUUAGGGAAGCUGGAAGGAAGUACAUUGAGAAGAAAACUGGGCAUGAUGAUGAUGCGGUUUUGAAAAAUGUGGAUAGUUUUAGCUUUCUCCAUCACCCAGUUCACCAGAGGAGCUUAGAGAUCCUGCAGAGAUGCAAAGAGGAGAAGUACAGUAUUGCCCGGAAACGUCCAAGAACACCCCUUUCAGAUUUGCAGGGAGUUAACACCAUCAAUGAAAAAGCUCAACGGGAUGCAUAUGGAGUUGGCUGGAAUAGUAGGAUGGGUGUCCGGCAGAGCAGACUCUCCAACCAUGGCAGCCUCCUUGACAAAGACGGGAUAUUUGUGAAUUCAACCAACAGCAAGCUCCUAGAGAGAGCCCAUGGCAUUCUCAUGCGAAACAAGAACUUCAAAGUCAAACCGAACCUUCCAAAGCACUUACUGGAAGUGAAAUCUCUCAAGCACCUAACAAAUCUGACGCUGCACGAUCGCAUCACAAAGUCUCUUCUUCAUCUUCACAAAAAGAAGAAGCCACCAAGCAUCAGUGCGCAGUUCCAGGCAUCACUUACUAAACUGAUGGAGACCCUUGGCCAGGCAGAGCCCUAUUUCGUCAAGUGCAUUCGCUCGAAUGCUGAUAAGCUUCCCCUGAGAUUCAACGACAACCUGGUGCUCCGGCAGCUGCGGUACACAGGGAUGCUGGAGACGGUGCGCAUUCGGCAGUCAGGAUACAGCUGCAAAUAUUCUUUCCAGGACUUUGUCGAUCACUUCCAUGUUCUUCUCCCACGGGGAAUUCAGCCAUCAAAGCAAAACAUCCAAGACUUCUUCAGGAAAACAAAGAUCAGUCUUGAAAAUUAUCAAGUUGGUAGAACAAUGGUGUUCAUGAAGGAGCAGCAACGGCAGCUUUUACAGGGCCUUCUGCACCAGGAGGUGGUACGAAGGAUUACUCUGCUGCAGAGCUGGUUCCGUGCUAUGCUCUACCGAAGGCACUUUCUCAGUUUGAAGCAAGCAGCUGUUAUCAUACAGAGGUACUGGCGCAGUUAUCAGCGGAGAAAACAAGCGGAAGCAGAGGAUUCCCUGAAUGAUACAGUCUUCUUUGACAAGGCAGCUGUUGUUCUUCAGUCCCAUUGGCGAGGCUACGUAGCCAGGAGAAAAUUCCAACAGGUGCGGGCUGCAGGUUUCAUCAUCCAGAGCUACUGGCGGGAGUGCUUAAGGAGAAGACACGCUGCGGCCACCUUCAUCCAAGCCACAUGGCGAAGCUACCACUCCAGGAGCCUCUACCGCAACAAAAGGAACAAAGUAGUUCUGUUGCAAGCAGCCUACAGAGGAUACAAAGCACGACAAAGGUGUAGAACUUUAAAACAGCAAAGAUUACAAGAUGUGCCACUGGGAAAUGGGCCAACUGUUAAAGGAGAGAAUGAACUGGAGCCAGAGCAUAUGGAUGUGAGAGGUUCGGAUCCUUCUGAAUGGGAAGAUCGUUCAUUUGAACAGAGAGAGAGAGCAGUAGAAGAGCGUAAGUCAGUGAUGGAAAACAGGGUGGGUCAGAUUGAUCCAUCAGAUAAUUCCAGAAUCUUACCAUACAAACACCAUGAGAGAGCCAGUAGCCAGAGUGGAAUGAGUGCAGAAGAGGAAGUCAUUGUUAGAGAAAGACCCAAGUCGCUGGAAGACCUCAACCCCAAAAGAGGAGUCCGUGCAAAACGAGAGAGUCGGCGGAUGCGUGAAUUAGAGCAGGCUAUCUUCAGCUUGGAGUUGCUUAAAGUCCGGUCCACUGGAGGGGCAUCUCCCUCAGAGGAGCAUCAGUGGUCCCCGGAACUGGCCUCCGAAGGCAUGCAGUCCCCCAGGGGAACCCCGGAGAGUGAGAGCUCUCAAGGAAGUCUGGAGAUGUUGAUCCAUGAAGAGACUCAAAAGAACAAACAGGACCCUGCAUUGCCCCAGGACUACAAUCCCCCUUUGGUUCUUAGAGGGUCGUUACCCAAUAGCCCUAAAUCUGACGAUGAUCGAGGCAUUGCCAUCUUUGCUGCUGAUGUAAAUAGAAAUAUGUCUGAUAGGAAUAGGUCGAUAUCAAGUUCCGAGUUACCAGAGUGCCUUGCUGCUAAAGAGCGGCUGGCCUUCGAUUCCCAUAGCACUGUCUGUCACGGGCAUACUAGAGAGCCCCUUAUUUCAAGCAGCCUUCCUACUUUUUACCUCCCACCGCAGGACAAUCUAAGAGUUGGUCAUUCAGUGAUGGAGAAUAACCUUCGGAACAAGCAGAUGGACAAGUCUUGGGAAGCCAAGCAGGAUGCUGAGUUGCAAAGAGCAGGGGAGAUCCACGCCUCUCUCGGGGGAGGUCAGUUUCCCUCAAGCAUAGAAGGUGGCCUGGUCCUUGCUGCUUCAGAAAUGCCUCCUUCUGAUCCUAUUAUCAAGAGACUGGAGAAGCUGAAUGUGGAGAAGGAAGAACGGCAGAAGCAAAAGCAACUGCAGAACGAGAAAGAAAUGAUGCAGCAGAUCCGGCAACAGAAGGAAAUUUUGGAGAAAGAGCGGAAGGCAUUCGAAGAGCAAAACAAGAUCAAGGAGUCUUCCCAAGGAACCUCUUUCAGAUCACCGAAGAAAACAGACAGACCACAGUCUCUCCUCAUUGUCAAUCCCCCAAACAAAGGGGAGCGUAAUCUUGCCAAAAAUACGGAACUCACCUCAUCGGUGGAAAUCAAAGGUCUCACCAUCUCGAAGAAAGGAAGCCCACCUGCUCGUGUGACUCAGAAAGAAAGGACUAUUGUUGUGACUCUGGAACGAAGGGAAAACCAGGCUCCAGUUGACCAGGAAUCUGUUGGACUUGACAAGCUGAAUUCACAAAUGGCUGCUGAAUCUCAGGAAGGCUUAAGCAAACCACCCACAAGAAAAGAGCGGUUCAGAUUACCCCGAAUUCCCAACCAGGGCACUGAAGGCACUUCUGGCGAGGCCAGAGUUGGUUCCAUUUUCUUCACCCCGAAGGACAGUCACAAGAGCAUUAAUUUCAGCAAAGAAUCUUCAGCUCAUCCGUUCCUUCCAAAAGAUGACCAUAAAAAAACGUUUAAGAUUCCCGGGCCAAGCAGGGGAGAGCAGGUUGCCAGACCAGCCCAUAAAAAGAAAGCCCGCAUGGCACGAACACGCUCCGAUUUCUUGACUAGAGGUGCUUUGGCUGAUUGGGAGGGGGAUACGGAGGAAGAGGACUGCGAGGACAGUUUUGAAUUCCUUCUCUCCCUUGACCAACCUCCUGACCCCGAGCCCGGGUGUGCAGCCAGACUUGGGCAGCCCUGUCACAGUGACUCUGAAAUGAUGCUGCAGCGUUUCACAUCCAGCGAAGGCCAAACAAAGCUUCACAAAACAAUGUCUCAAGGAGAGAUUGGAAACCUGGCAGCUGCUCAGAAGGCUGUGGCUACAGAUGGAAGACCUCAACGAGCCAAGAUGAGAUUUUGGGGGAAAGGGAGGCAAGGGGAGAAGAAGAACAGCAGAGAGAAACUUGCUACCCAGUCAGAGCUGCUGGAGUUGUGUCCAGAUCAAGAUACUACGGGCAGAGAGAUGAUUUCUGGGCUGCCGCUUGAUGAAGAGCUGGGCCAACAUCACUUGACUCCCCCAAGGAGCCCUGAACUGUCUGGCAUCUAUCGACGGGAAUGUAAGGAGAACAAAGAGCCGUCACCCAAAGUGAAGCGCAAGCGCAGCCUGAAAAUCAGCAAUGUCACAAUGGAACCUGCGCAGUGGCAGAAUGAUGCUCUUCAGAUCAUAACUAGCGCCAGUGACUUGAAAAGCAUGGAUGAGUUCCUCUUGAAAAAGAUGAAUGAUCUAGAUAGCGAGGACUGCAAGAAAGACACUAUGGUGGAUGUUGUGUUUAAAAAAGCCUUGAAAGAAUUCCGACAAAAUAUCUUCAGCUUCUACUCUUCAGCUUUGGCAAUGGGCGAUGGAAAGAGCAUCCGAUACAAAGACCUCCAUGCAUUGUUUGAACAGAUCCUGGAGAAAACGAUGAGGCUUGAGCAGAGGGACUGGAGUGAAUCCCCUGUCCGGGUCUGGGUCAAUACCUUCAAAGUGUUUUUGGAUGAAUAUAUGACGGAAUAUAUGCCUUUGGAUUACACUGCCUCAAAGAUGACCAAAACAGAAAGGAAGAAGAGAAGAAAGAAGGAAGCAGAUGUUGUAGAAGAACACAACGGUCACAUUUUUAAGGCGACUCAGUACAGUAUCCCCACCUACUGCGAGUUCUGUUCCUCCCUGAUAUGGAUCAUGGACAGGGCCUCUGUUUGCAAACUGUGUAAGUACGCAUGCCACAGAAAGUGCUGCCUGAAAACCACAACCAAGUGCCCCAAAAAGUACGAUCCCGAGCUUUCUUCACGGCAAUUUGGGGUUGAGCUCUCUCGUCUGACUAGUGAAGAGCGAACUGUGCCAUUGGUGUUUGAGAAGCUCACCAGCUACAUAGAAAUGCAUGCGCUCUACACAGAGGGCAUUUACCGGAAAUCUGGAUCGACCAACAAGAUCAAAGAGCUGCGGCAGGGACUCGACACAGAUCUAGAGAGUGUGAAUCUUGAUGACUACAACAUUCACGUCAUUGCCAGUGUGUUCAAACAGUGGCUCAGAGAUUUGCCUAAUCCACUCAUGACGUUUGAGCUCUACGAAGAAUUUCUACGAGCAAUGGGCAUGCAGGAGAGGAAGGAGGCCAUCCGUGGGGUGUAUUCCGUCAUUGAUCAGCUUUCUCGCACCCAUCUCAAUACUCUGGAACGCCUCGUCUUUCACCUUGUCAGGAUCGCCCUGCAAGAGGAGACGAACCGCAUGUCAGCGAAUGCUCUGGCCAUUGUGUUUGCUCCCUGUAUUCUCCGUUGUCCAGACACUACCGAUCCUCUACAGAGCGCUCAGGAUGUCAGUAAAACCAUCAGUUGUGUAGAGUUAGUUGUUGUCGAGCAGAUGAACAAGUACCGAGCUCGCCUCAAGGAUAUCAGCAGCCUUGAAUUUGCAGAGAACAAAGCCAAGAGCCGGCUGUCAUUGAUCCGAAGGUCUAUGGGCAAAGGGCGCCUACGGCGAGGAACCUACCCAAGCCCCACAUCACCAGCUGCUGUGCGGUUGCCGUCCGUGUCAGAUGUCCCCGAAGAGACCCUGAGCAGCGAGGAGGCCAUGGAGGUGGAUGUCACGGAACAACAACAAGUGGCCAUGCAGCAGGAGGAGAGGGUGCUGACUGAGCAGAUUGAGAGCCUACAGAAAGAAAAGGAAGAACUGACAUUUGAGAUGCUGGCUCUGGAGCCACGAGCCUCCGAUGAUGAAACUCUGGAGUCUGAGGCCUCCAUCGGCACGGCGGACAGCUCCGAAAACUUGAACUUUGAUUCCGAAGGGGCCAUCUCAGACAGAUCAGAGAGAAGUUUAGCCCUUGGCUCAUUGAGACCCAUGAAGGCAGACUCCACCACUAACCGGUCUCGAAGGCACCUGAGGAAGCAGCCAGACUCUCUGGACUCCGUGGACUCCUCGGUUUCUUCUCCCUCCCUCUCACCUUCCUCCUCUUCCUCUUCCUCCUGCUUACCUCACGUCACUAGGAAACGAUUCCAGAUAUACUCCAAAUCGCCUUUCUACCGGGCAGCUCCUACCGGGGGCGCCACAGCACUCGAGCGAUCCCCAGGACAUCUGAAGGGUCUGGACGACAGGCCCCAGUUCACCACCAGGGGGACUUUCAAUCCGGAGAAGGGCAAACAGAAACUGAAGAAUGUGAAAAGCUCUCCCCCGAAAGCCAAAGAGCCCCCCGAGGGGACUGCUGGGACAGGCCGGAAGAGGCUCCCUGACGCUGUCGAUUGCAAGAGCCCUCAGCAGCUGGUGCUGCUUGGGAACAAGGAGUUCAUGGUGUGAGCCACUCAGCGAGAGACAAGUGAGAGCGUCUCACCGCCAGCGUCUCCCCACUUUGACACUGCUGCCACUGCCUCCAUUGUAGACCAGCUGCCAGUUGUCCACAUCGGCUCAUUCUCACGCGUUGCUUGGGGCGCCAGCAUUGCCUCCCCAGUGCGGAAGGGAGGAGGCUGGCCUCUGAAUGAAAGCCUGCCAUGGGAGGUUCAGCUGUGGCCUUGGUUGUCUCCAGCUUCUGCGUCUCAGAACCUUCUUGAAAUGUUGGAUUGGGAACCUGUAGCAAAGCUGGAGAAGCUGCGGGAAAGGGUGGCCGCUGUUCCCGAGUCCCUAGGACCAUCUUUGUGGAUAAGGGAAUGCUUCAGCUGGCCAAAGACACCAGGGAGGGCAGUUGGAGUCAAGGGAACUGCUCUUGCCCCUCAUUGUCCAAGCUGCUGACUUAGGGAUGGGGGGGAUUUUUUUUUUUUUUGCACUGGGAUACAAGCAUGGACUUCUAUAGAAGGAACCACAGCAAAGAGGAGAGCGUUCCCUUUGUUUUGAGCUAUUUAUAAUGCAGUCCGUAGUGUUGACAGAUUAUAUGAAAAAUGCUCGUUUCCAUUCAAGCACUUCUCAGACCCACCACUGGGCACAUGCCAGUUGUGGCAAAGAGAUUUCUGUCUGGGGCUGUUCGUCGUUUCUUUUAGCUUCAGUUGUUGACAGUCACCAACACCCAUGUGAUUCCAGGUAGGUCAAAGCCAAAUAUUUGUGCUGAAUUUUCAGUAGCCAUAACCAUGACAAGUGUCCUGUGGGGGUCAAGACAUGCACAGGAUAGGACUCCCAAAAAAAGGCAAGAGCAUUUUUAGAAUUUAGAACCCUUGGUCUUUCUGACUGCUCCCCAGACAUGCCAUGCUGCUACCUGCGCAAAAGGCUACACAGGCAGGAAGUGUGACAGACAAAGGAAAACAUCACUCCACCAAUCGCUUUAUUCUGGUCCAGAAAAAAAUGGUCAAAAUUCCAAGGAGUGGUAAAGAAGGCUGCUGUCCGAAUCAGUCUGUUUACCAAUGUGAUUGAGCAUUGCUUUUUUCUUUCUGAACAUCAGUAUUAAACAAAGGCAAAAAUAAGUCAGAGACUACUUGAAGCGCUUUGUUAGUAUUAUGGUUACUGAAGUUCAAUGUAAAUAAAACUUGUUUUUGGU
This is a messenger RNA of Eublepharis macularius, 9236 nucleotides long. RefSeq names its product myosin IXA (gene MYO9A). Gene Ontology annotation, cellular component: myosin complex. Bases 125 to 8071 code for a protein of 2648 amino acids. Gene Ontology annotation, molecular function: ATP binding; protein binding; microfilament motor activity. Gene Ontology annotation, biological process: positive regulation of GTPase activity; intracellular signal transduction. The record is from RefSeq and is a predicted model, not a curated record. The transcript is spliced from 43 exons. Lineage: Eukaryota; Metazoa; Chordata; Lepidosauria; Squamata; Eublepharidae.